AGGAAGGGGAAAAGGAACAGAUAGAAAGAUCACGCGCGCAUGCGCAGACACAGUACUUCCCUGCUUUCUGGUCAAACUUUUUCUGGUGAUGUUUAAAACUCUGAGCGGUGUUUUCCGAAAACACAUCGGUACUGCAAGAGUGAAUCCACUCGGAAUUUUCAGGCGAAACAUGGGUAGUUUAAGCAACGAAAAUCGCUCUAUCCAUUCAGACAACAUCCAGGACGUUCAUAACAUCCCAAUGGACGUGAUCAUACGACCCAUUCCGCCUGUUUUAGACGAGCAGAAGGUCCAAAGCCUCAUGACUAGCAUAAAGGAUGGCUCGGAUAUCUCCGUUGUGCCUCCCAUAGACGUGCUUUGGAUCACUGGAGAAAAUGGGGGCAAUUAUUACUAUUCUUUUGGCGGCUGUCAUCGAUUUGCUGCCUAUCAGAGGUUAAAGAUGAAAUCCAUACCAGCCAAGAUAAUCAAAUCUAACAUCUCAGACCUGCGCACCUACCUGGGAGCAUCCACGCCGAAUCUACUGUGAUACAACGACACACAUCAGAGACUCACUGAGGCUGGUGUACUUGCACUGACAGCCAUCUGGAUGAUGUUCAGGCACAUUUAUCCUGUAUAGGCUAAUUGUGUUUUCUAUAACACUGAGAUGUAGGUUGUUGUUAUGAUGAAAAUGGCACUUUUAUGUUCCUGGUGAACAAUUAUUAUUGUUAUUAUUAUUGAUGAGCAAGUAAAUUAAGGAAAGUUCACACAUGCAUGUUAAUCAUGAAGUUUCUAAUUAGACUAUCAUGAUGUGUGAGUUCCUGUUCUCUAGUGAUAUCUCUAAAGGUGAUUCUUAUGAAGGAGCUAUGAGUUUUUAAUAAUCCAAAACAAAUGUAAAAGACUUCCAUGUUUAUAUAUUACUUUUGCUCGACAUUAUUUUGCUUGGUCACUGUGUGAUUCAAGUCACAAUGACCAAACAGAUCUUCCUUCAUCUGUUAGUUCUUAGCCUGACCACCAGAUGGCAGCAUUAUAACACUGAUUGAUUAGAGCAGGGCUUCCCAAACUUUUUUUUUUGAAGGCCAAAGCCUUGACCUAAAGUACCCAGAGAUUUUAAUGUAAUAUUUUAGUUAUUUAACACACAUUUGCAUGUUCAUGGUUCUCUGUUAUAUGAGAUUUUGUUCAAUGUUAUGUCGCCUAUAGAGCUUUUCAGUCACGAAGCCAGUUUGUAGAACAACCCAAUUGCUAUCACUUUAUUAAAAAUACAGAUUUUAUUAGAAAAAUCAAUUGAAAGGCUUUAUUCUGUUCUAUUUUAUAAAUGCGUUUAAUUGGUUGAAAUAAAAUGCAGAUUUGUAUUGUA
Molecule: messenger RNA, 1330 nt
Organism: Megalobrama amblycephala (Wuchang bream)
Lineage: Eukaryota; Metazoa; Chordata; Actinopteri; Cypriniformes; Xenocyprididae
Gene: srxn1
Product: sulfiredoxin 1 homolog (S. cerevisiae)
Exons: 2
Coding region: 89-523 (144 amino acids)
Biological process (GO): cellular response to oxidative stress
Cellular component (GO): cytoplasm
Molecular function (GO): sulfiredoxin activity
Source: RefSeq, a predicted model, not a curated record